This is a messenger RNA of Sitophilus oryzae (rice weevil), 1123 nucleotides long. RefSeq lists its product as uncharacterized. The transcript has 4 exons. The record is from RefSeq and is a predicted model, not a curated record. Lineage: Eukaryota; Metazoa; Arthropoda; Insecta; Coleoptera; Curculionidae. The coding region runs from base 208 to 915 and encodes 235 amino acids.
UUAACUUUCAAUUAACCUUUUUCCGUAAAAUAUAACAGAACAAGGUAUAGACCAAGACGUAUCCUGAUAAUUUAUAUCUACUUCCAGAUAACUUAAUAACAAAAGGAAAUACUCCAAAUUUUCUAGAGAGUUUAUAAAAAGAUCCAACACAAAAAUAUGUCUCUUAUUAUUUAAGUAGUAUCCUUAUAGCGUAGCCACUUACAUAAAAUGAAGAGCUUAAUAUUUAUUUUCUCUUUAUUUUCAUUAAUAUAUGGUAAUAUUGUGCUUAUUGAACCUACAAGAUUAAGACGUGGGAUAUUGGGUACUGUAACGAGUACCGUAUUUACCACGGUGACAGAGACCCAUUACGUACCUGCCACAUGUCUGCAUGUAGAUCCGAAUUUGCCAGAUUGUAGGAAUGUGAGGUUUUUGAAUUUGCCUGCUUUCAAUGGAUUCAAUUAUUUCAACUUCACUAACUCACUCGGCAGUGGCAACAAUGUCCCUGGGAAAGGAAACAGUACCAACAACGACCAUCAAACGGUGGAAAUCACGAAGAGGGCAGAUUUAGACCAAAAUCCAGAUCAGACAGUCCAUAUACAAGGUUGGGCAGAAUAUUUGGGACUUACUAGGCCUACAGUGACAGUCACCGAUGUCAAAAUCGUACCAACUACAGUACUGGAUCCAAGAAUAGUCGUUACAUAUGCUAUAAAAGGUUGUAAACCUCACAGUUUACCGUACAACCUGGAAAAAUGCCCCGAAGAACCUGAGGUAGAAAUGAUCGAGAUAGUACCUACGACCACGGUGUACGCAAGGAUGGAGAGUACGGCAGAACCAGAAAAAAGUACUUUCAGUGCUCAGGGCGUCUUAGAAAGUACCGAAGUAGAACGAGUGGAUGAAACAGUGCAGCAUAAGAAAGCGACAAAAAAGCUGCAUUAAAAAUGUUACUCUAUAUAUUAGUUUUUAUCAAGUAUCUAUAUAACAACAGAUAAAAGAUUGUAUGAUUAAUGGAACAUGUAAUAAACCAAUUAUUUUUUUACAACCACAUAUGUAAUAUUAGUAAGGCAUGAAUACUCGCAUAAGGACUCCAUGCCAGCUUAAGUAAUUCUUCUGUUGAUUUCACGUAGUAGAGAUCCUGAUCUGUGUA